GAUCCAACUUGAAGUCUUGUGAGAGAGCCUUUGUGAAACAGUUUCUCCAUGUUUUGAAUAAAGCUUUCUCCAGCAACAAAGGCCUGAUGUGGGCACUCAUGCUUCCCAAUAGCUACGCAAAAAAGGAAUCUGAUCUUAAUAGAGCCCAAGUCAAACUUCAAGAGUUCGAAGCAGCCUUAAAUUCUAAAGAAGCUGCACUGGCCACAGCCCUAGGUGAGAAGAAAAGUCUGGAGGUAGAAAAUGAGGAUUUAAAAGAUCAAAUUGUACAGUGUGAAACUUCUUUAGCUGCUACCAAGAAACAGCUUGCAAAUGAAAUCUUGCUGAAAGUGGAUCUUGAAAACCGUUGUCAGAGUCUCACUGAGGAAUUGGAAUUCCAUAAAAAUAUGUAUGAGGAGGAAAUCAAUGAAACAAGGAAACAUGAAACUCGCUUAGUUGAGGUUGAUUCUGAGUGUCAAAUUGAAUACAAACAUAAGCUAACCCAAGACCUCAGUGAAAUAAGAGAGCAGUGUGAUGCUCAAGCGAAGCUGUACAAAGAAGAGCUAGAACAGACUUACCGUAACAAACUUGAGAAUGCUAAACUAUCCUCUGAGAUGAGCAAUUCUGCAGUCAACUCAUUAAGAGAAGAACUGAAUGAAAGUCACAGAGGAAUUGAAACUCUGUCUUCCUAUCUCACCAGCCUUCAGAAAGAGUCUAGAGUAUGGCAAGAUAGAGCGCUACAGCUUGAGGACACCUUGGCCAAGGAACGGCAAAACCAUCACAAACUACUGUCUGAGAAAGAGAAGGAAAUGGCAGAGAUGAGAAAUCGGAUGCAGGAGCAGCUGAGUGACUAUGGACAACUUGUGGAUGUUAACCUUGCACUUCGUAUGGAGAUCAAUGUAUACCGGAAACUGAUGGAGGACAAAGAGGAGAGAUUGAGACUUUCUCCAAGUCCAUCUUCCCGAGUGACAGUUUCACAGGCUUCAUCGAGCCAUAGUGUGCAUACAACCAGAGGGAAGAGGAAGAGGAUUGAUGUGGAGGAAUCUGAAGUCAGCAGUAGUGUUAGGAUUUCCCACUCAGCUUCUGCCACUGGCAGGGUCUCUAUUGAGGAGAUAGACAUUAAUGGAAAAUUUAUCCGCUUGAAGAACACCUCUGAACAGGAUCAACCUAUGGGAGGUUGGGAGAUGAUCCGAAAAAUAGGAGACACUUCUGCUAGUUACAGAUAUACCUCAAGAUAUAUACUAAAGGCAGGCCAAACUGUUACAGUCUGGGCUGCAAAUGCUGGAGUAAUUACUAACCCUCGCACUGACCUCAUCUGGAAGAACCAGAAUUCUUGGGGCACUGGUGAAGAUGUGAAGGUUGUACUGAAAAAUUCUCAGGGAGAGGUAAAGUACCUCAAAUGUGUUUAG
Molecule: messenger RNA, 1385 nt
Organism: Antrostomus carolinensis (chuck-will's-widow)
Lineage: Eukaryota; Metazoa; Chordata; Aves; Caprimulgiformes; Caprimulgidae
Gene: LMNB1
Product: lamin B1
Exons: 9
Biological process (GO): protein localization to nuclear envelope; nuclear pore localization; nuclear envelope organization
Cellular component (GO): nuclear envelope; nuclear lamina
Molecular function (GO): structural constituent of cytoskeleton
Source: RefSeq, a predicted model, not a curated record